Messenger RNA from Thamnophis sirtalis, 1949 nucleotides. RefSeq names its product zinc finger and BTB domain containing 8B (gene ZBTB8B). Gene Ontology annotation, biological process: regulation of transcription by RNA polymerase II. Gene Ontology annotation, molecular function: protein binding; DNA-binding transcription factor activity, RNA polymerase II-specific; RNA polymerase II cis-regulatory region sequence-specific DNA binding. The record is from RefSeq and is a predicted model, not a curated record. Lineage: Eukaryota; Metazoa; Chordata; Lepidosauria; Squamata; Natricidae.
AUGGAGAUACAGUCCUACUAUGCCAAACUCUUGAGCGAGCUGAACGAGCAGCGGAAGCGGGACUUCUUUUGCGACUGCAGCAUCAUAGUGGAAGGGAGGAUUUUCAAGGCCCACAAGAACAUUCUCUUUGCCAACAGCGGCUACUUCCGAGCUUUGUUGAUCCACUACAUUCAGGACGGUGGCCGGCACAGCACAGCUUCCCUGGACAUUGUGACUUCGGAGGCCUUCUCCGUUAUCCUGGACUUCCUUUAUUCAGGUAAGCUGGAACUUUGUGGGGAAAAUGUGAUUGAGGUCAUGUCCGCGGCCAGCUACUUGCAGAUGACUGACGUGGUCAACUUCUGCAAGACGUACAUCCGGUCAUCGCUGGACAUCUGCAGGAAGAUCGAGCGAGAAGCUGCCUUCUACCAGGCAGACAGCGGGAGCUCUGCCAGCUCUGCCUGCCAAGGCCCAUCCUGCGGUGCCAAGUCCCAAUGCUCAGCCUCCACUUCCUCUCUGCAGGACAAGGAUGGCGCCCCAGACUGCCCACAAGGGCCUCCCCCCUGUGGGGACUGCAGCAGCUGCCAGCGUCAUCUGGAUCUCCUGGCCAGGGACCCUGCUGGCUGCGAGUCUCCGGAUGACACCAGCUCCUCCGCACCCAAGGUGAUCGAGCCAAAGGUCGAGUUUGAUGUGGACGAGGUGGAAGUUGGGGGACGGCUACAGCAGUAUCCCACUCCCUUGAUGAUCGAGCAGAUCGAAGAGGGGCUUCACGGGGGGCAGGCCAUGGACUUGGCAUGCAGCAGCUACCACAUGAAGCAGGUUCUCGAAGCCUUGCUACGCAACAGCGCCUCCCAAAGGAAAGACGAGAUGGUCCAUCCUUUUGUGCGUGGCUUUGAGGGCCGGCCAGAAGAUGCCGGUUUGCCCAUGAGCUCCAUGAUGGACCUUCAGAGUGACUGGUAUGGGGAGGACACAGGUGAUGUCCUUGUGGUGCCCAUCAAGUUGCACAAGUGCCCGUUUUGCCCCUACACGGCGAAGCAGAAGGGCAUCCUGAAGCGCCACAUCCGCUCCCACACUGGAGAGAGGCCCUACCCCUGCGAAGUCUGCGGCAAGCGCUUCACGCGCCAGGAGCACCUCCGGAGCCACGCCUUGAGUGUCCAUCGGUCCAACAAGCCCAUCAUCUGCAAAGGCUGCCGGCGGACAUUCACCAGCAGCCUGACUCAAGGCUUGCGUCGCUUUGGCCUGUGCGACAGUUGCACAUGUGUCACCACCACUCAUGAGGAUUCAGUGCCCAUCAACCUCAGCCUCAUGGAGCCUUCUUCCGAAGGGCCAGAAAAGGGUGACCCAGACAACGACUGGCCCAUCUACGUCGAAUCCGGGGAUGAAAACGAUCCUCCUGAAGAUGAGGAGGCUGACCCUGACCAUAAGCAGGGCCUCCAUGAAGAAGCAUUGAUGUAGCAGUCGAGGGAGGGAGGGUCUGGGCCACGGUUGGGAAUCCCUUUUCCUUACUAUGGAUGGGUCGACUCAUACAGUUACCCAGAAUUGCAUGAAGUUGGGUUCUUUUUAUAGAAACAGAAAUAAUUCUCUUUUGGUGACCACAGAUGGACUUGGUCAUUCCGAAAGGUCUUUUUCAGUCGUCGUUGCUGUGCACGACAUAUUUGGAAAGGAUUCCGCGUUCAAAAGUGGGAGCAACAGGGCUCCCAGCUGCAGUUUCGAUAGGUUGGGUGCAUUUUGCUGCUGGCCUCUUCUCUGCUUACUUGGUGCAGCUUCUCUUUUUCUUCCCUGCUGCUGCUGCUUUUUCCUUGAAGUACCAUUUGGAUCCAGAAAAGAUUUUUUUUGGGGGGGGACAAGCUUUCCUUCCUCCCUCCCUCCCUCCCUCCCUCGUCUGAUCUUUAAUUUGGAAAUGUAAACUCAGGGGUUGCCACAAAGAAGAGGGAGUCAAACUAUUUUCCAAGGCACCUGAGGAUAGAACAAGA